CGGCGUGGUUUACCGUCACCGCCGACGGACAGCGGGCUCUCGCUGUCCAUGUAUGGCAUGUAUGGGAAGCGAGUUGAAGGGAAGCCGAUCGAUUAGAAGUAAAUACUGACUCCGCGCGUCCGCCGAGGAUCCGCCGUCGAAGGAAAAAACAACAACAUCGGCAACGAGCUGCGGAAAACGCCCCAUCUUCCCGCAGAGCGGAGAGCUGCGGUCAUGUUGCAGGCACUAGCCCGAGCAGUGUUUUUGUUUGGAGGCUGCGUGCUCGGCUUGAAAGUGCAAGAUGUCCAGAACGAGCUUUUGCAGACUACUCAGGUCUUUCAUUUCUACAUAGACAAGAACAUGUUCGAUGCAUCCAUAGUGUUGUUCCUUUUAGGUAGCUACGGAAGUACAGAAUUCAGAGCUGCCUUGCUAGGAAAACCUGACCUCCCCAAGUGGAUGUUUUUAAGGCAACCAAGCAAUUCGGACCGAGCGCUUCUGUAUGGCUCCUAUCAUGAUCAUGGAGAGCUCAACAUUGAGAUUUGCGCCAUCAACAAGUACAAUUACAAGACUUCUCUUCGGGUGGUCAGUCUUCAAGUGGAAAAGCGCCAGAGUGAAGCACUUUACGAGGUGGAGAUGAAGUUCUUGAAUCUGAAUAUUGAAGACCUCUUUGAUGGAAACUGGCUGUCAGGCUUGGAAGAAAUAUUUCGAGAUCAUCUGUGGAAAAACAGCCCCGUCAUCUAUGUUACCAAGGUGGCCUCUGUGGUGGACAUUGGAGGCAGAGUUCCCGUCAACCCAAAAGAUAAAGAAGGGGUGGUGGUGCGCAUCGGAGGCACGGCCAACUUCUCUCAGGACCUGCGUACACUGGAACUGGAGGCCAACCAGCUCAGAAAUCGCGUUCCCUGCCCUCCUGACUAUAAACGCACCUCGGCUGAGUACCGCUUCCGGAGGAAGAAUUUUUUGUCCGACUGGUGUGGAUUCCGACUAAUCACGCUCCCGGAACGCUUGGAUGGAGAGGGCAUGAUGCAGCAUCACGACCUGGCCUUUUCCCCAAUUUCCCUGGAAGAAGACAGCUUUGAUCCUCCUGGUAUUGAUCACAUACCCCGGCGGGAUUUUCUGGCCGACUUCUUGCUCUCGCUCGUGGUCCCGGCCUGCGCCACGGCCGUCUUGCUCAGUGCGCUCGUGUGCGUCAUGUGCUGCCAUCACGAGGAGGACGUUCCGAGUGUGCAGCUAGAGCAGCACAGCUCCAUCGAACGUGCCACCAACACACUGCGUCAGAUGGCCUCCAGACGCAACCUGUCCUCUGCGGCAUCGUCUAGGGUCCACUCCCGGGCGGGCAGUCCUCUCGACUCCUCUCUGCCUCGGCCGUCGAGGCAAGCCACACUCAAACUACGGGCGGUUCCACCGCCCCCUUACUCCACAGCGGAGGUUGACGUCUAAGUGCCACCCUUUGUGCCGCAUAUUUAGGAGGUAACAGGGGCAGGUAGUUCUGAGCAGAUGUCUGCAGUGAUGCAAGGUGCGGUGGCAAGGAGCAGAAGACCAAGCUCGUGGAGGAUUAUUUGUUGGACCGAGUUGCUGAACUUGUACUGUUCCAUCUCCUGCUCUUGCCAAGGGAAGUCACAGUUCUGCCUAUAAUCGUUGGAAAUGUAGGGCCUUUGUUGCCUGCUUACCAUUUGCUUUAUAUAGUUCAACUAUGGUUUACUCUGCGCAUUGCAAGAGCCAAGAUGUGCAGUCUGAGCGUGCUUGCCUGGAGUGCAUUCCCCUACGAAAUCCAAACUGAUCUGUCAUGUCACCUCAUUGUGUGUUCUGCAGGGAUCUUGUUGGCAUAAAAGGGCAUGUGAAAGGUGCAUUAGCCAGUCCACAUAUCAAGAGAUGUGCAUGUGUAGAAAAAGGCCAGAAUCUACGUAGCAUUUAGUCUGAUUUGGGCUGUGCUUGACAAGGUAGUCUUCACUGCCUUUAUGUACCCACUGCAAGCUGAGGUUUAAACUUCAUAUGAUAUUACCAUUGGAUAGGUAAGGCACAUUGGCAACAAAACAGUCUAUACUGUGUCUGCAUAGACUAACACUGGCACGCAAGGACUACAAAAGCUGGCUCUAAAAUGCAACAGCACUUGCAAGGGAGUAUUGGGUGCCAGUGGUGCUUACGUCUCUUGUAGCAAUUCCUUGCUAUGCUUGUGUAUAGAGCUCUUCACACUAAUUGCAAAGACCUCCCUUGUUCUUCCAUUCUCUGGAGCACUGGUUCUCAAAUGGGGGUCUGCAGACCCGUUGGGGUCCGUGAAGGCAAUCUAGGAGUCUACGAAACUCUUCCUCAUCAAUCAAGCCCGGCAAUAAAAGUUGUAUUUUUUCACAUUGAGAAGAAACGUUCCAAUUUUCGGGCGAGUUUUCUCGUGUGUAUGUCAAUCAGGGUGUCGAACCGAACUGAACCGAAAACCGGAACCGAACCGGUAUUUUUUCUGGAACUGAACCCGAAUC
This is a messenger RNA of Ixodes scapularis (black-legged tick), 2447 nucleotides long. RefSeq names its product epsilon-sarcoglycan (gene Scgalpha). Lineage: Eukaryota; Metazoa; Arthropoda; Arachnida; Ixodida; Ixodidae. Bases 214 to 1416 code for a protein of 400 amino acids. The record is from RefSeq and is a predicted model, not a curated record. Gene Ontology annotation, cellular component: sarcoglycan complex. The transcript is spliced from 10 exons.